AUGCCUGCAUGGUUCAAGAAGGUGUGGUAUGGGCUGGCGUCUCUACUCAGUUUCUCUUCCUUCCUUCUGAUCAUAGUCGCCUUGGCUCUGCCUCAUUGGUUGAGCGGGAAAAUCUUGUGUCAGACUGGAGUGGAUUUGGUCAAUGCCACAGACCCAGAACUGGUCAAAUUCAUCGGGGACAUUUACUACGGGCUCUUCCGAGGCUGCAAGGUGCGGCAAUGUGGACUCGGGGGCCGCCAGUCCCAGUUUACAAGUGAUCUUCCGCAUCUGGUGAAGGAGCUCAAUGCAGGCCUGCACAUCACUAUUCUCUUGCUCCUCUUCCUGGCCUUGGCCCUGGCUCUGGUCAGCAUGGGCUUUGCUAUUCUCAACAUCAUUCAGGUCCCCUACAGAGCGGUCAAUGGCCCUGGUGGCAUCUGCCUUUGGAAUGUCCUUGCAGGUGGCGUCGUGGCACUAGCCAUCAGCAGCUUCAUGGCUGCGGUGAGAUUUCAUGACCUGACAGAAAGGAUCGCCAACUUCCAGGAGAGGCUUUUUCAGUUCGUAGUGGUGGAAGAACAGUAUGAAGAAUCAUUUUGGAUCUGCGUGGCAAGUGCCUCGGCCCACGCGGCAAACUUGGUCGUGGUGGCCAUUAGUCAAAUUCCCCUCCCGGAAGUCAAGACUAAAAUGGAAGAGGCUACAGUUACCCCCGAGGACAUCUUAUACUGA
Rattus rattus (black rat) is the source of this 702-nucleotide messenger RNA. RefSeq names its product clarin 2 (gene Clrn2). NCBI's taxonomy places the organism in Eukaryota, Metazoa, Chordata, Mammalia, Rodentia, Muridae. The record is from RefSeq and is a predicted model, not a curated record. The coding region runs from base 1 to 702 and encodes 233 amino acids. The transcript has 3 exons.